This is a messenger RNA of Sinocyclocheilus anshuiensis, 2617 nucleotides long. RefSeq names its product cytochrome P450 27C1-like. The coding region runs from base 102 to 1724 and encodes 540 amino acids. Lineage: Eukaryota; Metazoa; Chordata; Actinopteri; Cypriniformes; Cyprinidae. Gene Ontology annotation, molecular function: iron ion binding; monooxygenase activity; heme binding. The transcript has 9 exons. Gene Ontology annotation, cellular component: mitochondrial inner membrane. Gene Ontology annotation, biological process: cortisol metabolic process; C21-steroid hormone biosynthetic process; glucocorticoid biosynthetic process. The record is from RefSeq and is a predicted model, not a curated record.
CGCACCACUCAUCAGUGCGCAUUCGCUCCGGUCUGCGAGCACCUCCACAUCUACAACACACUCCUGACUUUACCUUGGUAGCACGUUGUACAGUCUUUGGCAUGGCUCUUCAAAGCAAUAUUCUGCACUUGGCCCGCAAGAGUCUGCUCCAGGAGUCAUGCAAGCAGUUUUUCUUCCAAACCAACGGGCUGCACAAAUCCGUGGCGAGCAGCUCUCUGGAGAUCGCAGCGCACAGUGAGGCGGAUGUGGAGGAGGAGAACAUGGUGCGCCCCACCGCUGAGGAGCAGAAGGUGGAGAGAGGGAAGACCCUCCAUGAGAUGCCCGGACCCAGCGCUAUCGCGAACCUCACUGAGUUCUUCUACCGGGAUGGAUUCAGCCGCAUCCAUGAGAUCCAGUUGAAGCAUUCUCAGAAGUAUGGGAAGAUCUUCAAAUCUCGAUUUGGACCUCAGCUGGUGGUGUCAAUCGCUGACAGAGACAUGGUGGCACAUGUUCUCAGGUCUGAAGGUGUGACUCCUCAGAGAGGCAACAUGGAGUCCUGGAAGGAGUACAGAGAUAUGAGGGGAAGAUCCACUGGACUUAUCUCAGCCGAGGGUGAUGAAUGGCUGAAGAUGCGCAGUGUUCUGCGCCAGCUGGUUAUGCGGCCCAGAGACGUGACUGUUUUCUCCCCUGACGUCAACGCUGUGGUGGACGACCUGGUGGAGAGAGUGAAGACACUGCGUAGCCAGCAGGACGACAGACAGACUGUCCUUAACAUCAAUGACCUGUUCUUCAAAUAUGCCAUGGAAGGUGUUGCAACCAUUUUGUAUGAAACCCGCCUGGGCUGCUUGGAAAAUGAAAUUCCCAAGAUGAGUCAGGAGUACAUUGCUGCACUGCACCUCAUGUUCAGCUCUUUCAAGACCACCAUGUACGCCGGUGCCAUUCCCAAAUGGCUGCGCCCCAUCAUUCCCAAACCCUGGAAGGAAUUCUGCAGUUCAUGGGACGGCCUCUUCAAAUUCAGCCAGAUCCACGUGGACAAGAGGCUUUCAGAGAUCAAAAAGAAGAUGGUGAAGGGCGAAGAGAUUAAAGGGGGGUUGCUGACUCACAUGCUGGUUACCAGAGAGAUGAAUCUGGAGGAGAUCUACGCAAACAUGACAGAAAUGCUUCUGGCUGGGGUUGACACUACCUCUUUCACACUGUCGUGGAGCACAUACCUUCUGGCAAGACAUCCCAUAAUACAGCAGGAGAUUUUUGAGGAAGUAGACCGAGUGCUGGGUGGACGUGUCCCAACCGGAGAGGAUGUUGCUCAUUUGCCCCUUAUUAGAGGGCUUGUCAAAGAGACUCUCAGGAUUUUCCCUGUUCUUCCUGGAAAUGGACGCGUUACACAAGAUGAUCUGAUCAUCGGAGGUUAUUUUAUCCCUAAAGGGACUCAGCUUGCUCUGUGUCAUUACUCCACCUCUAUGGAUGAGGAGAACUUCCCCCGUCCCGGAGAGUUCUGCCCAGACCGCUGGAUUCGCAAGGAUGCCUCUGACCGUGUCGAUAACUUCGGCUCCAUCCCGUUUGGCUACGGCAUCCGCAGCUGCAUCGGGAGGAGAAUAGCCGAGCUUGAGAUGCAUCUGGCUCUCACACAGCUCCUGCAGAAGUUCCACAUUGAGGUGUCUGCCCAGACCACUGAUGUGCGUGCUAAGACUCAUGGCCUGCUCUGUCCGGGAGUACCCAUCAACCUUAGAUUUGUGGACCGAAAGUAAUCUGCUAUUACACUCUGUGUGAAUUUAAACCAUAAUCCAUACAAAGACUGUUAGCGUCGUUGUGUAUUAUAGUGCCUCUUCCAGCUUUUAUCCAGCGAAGAAUGUUGCUUUUGUUUAUGUGUGGAGUGCCUCUAAGAUUUUUUUAAUAGUUUGCUUGUGUGAAUGUUUAUAGCCAAUCAGAAGACCAAAUAUUUUGAACAGGCACUAUUUUAUAUAGUUGAAUCAAUGCGAAUUGCUUUGAGAAUUGCGUUUUAAAAAUGUUAUUAUAUUUUUCAUUUACAGAAUUCAUUUACAUCAUACUAGCAGUGUAAAUUCAGCCUUAAGAAUUAGCGUGAAAUAUGGUCAAGAAGGCCUUGUAUGUAGAUGUUUUACUAUUAAAUUAGCUUUAGUGCUAAGCUCAUUAUUUAUUUAACAUGGCACACUUAUAUAAGCUUAAUGACUUCUAGCUUACAAGCAGAAAAUUCCUAAAGCAAACGCGAGUGAGAAAAUCCUAUUACAACUACAAAGCUACUUUAGAAGAUUAAAACCCUGUCCUGUGGGCACUAAUAUUAACCUAAAUAUUGUGUAAAGAAAACAACACAGCAAUGUCCAUCUUGAUUUCAGUGUGGCUAUAAUUAUCUAAUUUGUUAUUCAAGAGUGAUUUUGUGUUGAUUUCACUAAAACUCUUUAGUGGAAAACAUUUUAAUGUGAAAUGCCUCUUUUUUUUUUUUAGUGCACUAGCCUUAUAGGCAACAGAUGGUUAAUGGGAAAUGGUGAAAAUGAACUUUUUUGGGGGUCAAAAUUAAUGUUGUUUCUGAGAGUUGUGAAAUUACUCAGUAAUGUAUUUGGAAGUGUUGGAUAUGUGGAAAUGUGUAAGUUACAGAAUUUUGUACGAAUAAAUUACCCUUUGAAGA